Molecule: messenger RNA, 1914 nt
Organism: Thlaspi arvense
Lineage: Eukaryota; Viridiplantae; Streptophyta; Magnoliopsida; Brassicales; Brassicaceae
Source: the annotation of a GenBank genome assembly
AUGGCUCAACUUCAGCUCACAAGCUUAAUCUUUGUUUCAAUUUUUGCAAUCUCAUCCUCAAGCUUCAUCCAGCCGCCUCAUCCCUUUGAUCCCUUGACUGAGACCGAACUCAAACUCAUCCGUAACGUCAUCAAGAAAACGUACCCCAUUGGUCCGAAACAUAGGUUCACUUUCCAGUACGUUGGUCUCAACGAGCCCGAUAAGUCCCUAGUCUUGUCGUGGCAUUCAUCACCGCACCACAGCGCCAAACUACCACCACGUCAGGCAUUCAUCAUUGCCCGAGAGAACGGAAGGACCCGAGAGAUCGUCGUUGACUUUUCUUCUCGAGCCAUUGUCUCGGACAAGAUCCACGUAGGCAAUGGUAACCCUAUGCUCACUACCGACGAGCAGGAAGCAGCCACGUCCCUUGUUCUAAAAUACAAGCCGUUUCGUGAAUCGAUCAGGAAACGCGGCUUGAACAUAUUGGAGGUUGUGGCACGUCCUCAACGAUGGGAUGGUUCGGUAACAGAGUUUAAGGACAGGUUCAUGGCUCCUCUGCCCAAGGCUAACGGAACGGAGUUCUGUAUCUCAGAGCUCAAGCCGCCGUUUGGCCCGGCGCUUCAAAAUGCUGUCGUUUUACAGCCCAAUGGUCCAGGGUUCAAGAUCGAUGGACACAUCGUGAGAUGGGCAAAUUGGGAGUUUCACAUAUCAUUCGACGUUCGAGCCGGUCUUGUCAUCUCUCUCGCAUCCAUUUUCGAUAUGGACAUGAAUAAAUACAGGCAAGUCCUAUACAAAGGCCAUUUGUCGGAAAUGUUUGUACCUUACAUGGAUCCAAGUGCUGAUUGGUACUUCAUCAAUUAUCUUGAUUGUGGUGAGUUUGGCUGUGGCCAAUGCGCCGUGUCACUAGAGCCGUACACCGAUUGUCCCGCAGGUGCCGUUUUCAUGGAUGGUAUCUUCGCAGGUCAAGACGGAACUCAUACAAAAAUAUCAAAUGUUAUGUGCAUUUUUGAAAAAUUUGCUGGAGACAUUAUGUGGCGACAUACCGAAACUGAGGUUCCCGGCUUAGAGAUCACAGAGGUAAGACCAGACGUAAGUCUUGUUGCCCGGAUGGUGACAACCGUUGGGAACUACGACUACAUUGUUGACUACGAGUUCAAACCUAGCGGUUCCAUAAAAGUGGAGGUCGGCUUAACCGGUGUUUUAGAAGUUAAACCGGUGGAAUAUGUUCACACAUCGGAGAUCAAAGAAGACGAUAUCCACGGGACAAUUGUCGCGGACAACACCGUCGGAGUCAACCAUGACCAUUUCAUUACAUUCCGUCUUGAUCUUGACAUCGAUGGUACGGACAAUUCCUUUAUCCGUAACGAACUUGUGACCAAGAGGGCUCCGAAAUCUGCUCACAUACCGAGAAAAAGCUAUUGGACUACGAAGCGAAAGAUUGCGAAAACCGAGGCAGAUGCUCGGGUGAAACUAGGACUGAAAGCGGAGGAGCUGGUGGUGGUUAACCCUAACCGGAGAACGAAGCAUGGCAAUGAGGUUGGAUACCGUUUAUUUCCUGGGCCGUCUUCAGGCCCACUUCUGACCCAAGACGAUUACCCACAGAUUCGGGGAGCAUUCACCAACUAUGACGUGUGGAUCACGCUCUAUAACAAGUCGGAGGUUUGGGCUAGCGGUUUGUACGCCGAUCGUAGCCAAGGCGACGACACGUUAGCCGUAUGGUCCCAAAGGAAUAGGGAAAUAGAGGAGAAAGAUAUAGUGAUGUGGUACACCGUCGGAUUCCACCAUGUCCCAUGCCAAGAAGAUUUUCCGACGAUGCCUACUUUAACCAGUGGCUUUGAACUCCGGCCGGCCAAUUUUUUCGAGCAAAAUCCUGUCCUCGAGACCGAACUCAUCAAACUCACCACCACUCCAAAGUGUACCCCCACGACCAAUUGA